AUGAAUUCUCACCAUAAUACAUAUACAGGCGAUGAUUUAAAUGAUGGUUUAGAAUAUGAUUUUGAUGGAGACAUUGUAUCUGAACAGGAAGAGCAAACUGCCACUGAUUCACAUCUUGACAACAAGAGACCUAAUGAAGGUAGCGAUGACGAAGAUGAAGAAGAAAAAAGUCAAUUGAGCAAAAGAAAAAAGAAAAAACAAUCUUCUAAACUGCAUGAGAAAAAACUAGAAAAAUUGAAAUUUGAUAUUAAUCAGAGGCGUUCUUUAUUUAACAAAACGCCUCAAGAAAUUGUUGAUUAUUUAGCCACUUUGAUCAGAGGAAAAAACCCAAACUUAAGUGCCAUUGAACUGGACGAGCUAUAUUUUAAAAAAUCAGAUUUCCUUAAUAUUUCGUGGGAUAAACAAGCAGAUAAUAUUGAGCUGCACGACUUGACUUUAUUGCCAGAUUUUGUUGUACAAUAUUUGAAGGCACCCAAAGUGAUAGUAUUUGCAUUAUCCAAUGUACGUGUUGCUGAUAUUUACAGAACUUUGAACAAUCCAAAUAAAUUUGGAGGGAAAGCAAUCAAAUUAUUUUCUAAGAACAAGCUGAAACAAGAUUUAGAUAUGCUAACUAAAAUUUCAUCCGGCUUGAAUAAUACAACAAUUGACAGUGCCAAAAAGAAUAACACAACUAACAAAAAAAAUAAUAACAAACUUUUGCAAAAGAACAAAGAACAAAAGAACAUUAUUGGUAAUAAUAUUAGAUUUUUGAUUGCUACACCAAAUAGAAUGCAAAAAAUUAUAGAAAAUACCAACUGUCUAUUUGAGGGCAAAGAUAAAUUGGACAUACUUAUUGAUUCCAGCUAUUUGGACUCUAAGACAAAUUCAAUUUUUACAUCGGAUGAUGGCAUGGUGUUGUGUAAAGUAUUAAAAGAGUUUCUAAACAAAAAAAGUUCGGUAAGAAUUGUUUUAUUUUAA
Molecule: messenger RNA, 957 nt
Organism: Saccharomycodes ludwigii
Lineage: Eukaryota; Fungi; Ascomycota; Saccharomycetes; Saccharomycodales; Saccharomycodaceae
Gene: CMS1
Product: Cms1p
Exons: 1
Coding region: 1-957 (318 amino acids)
Cellular component (GO): nucleus; 90S preribosome
Source: RefSeq, a predicted model, not a curated record